AUGAACGCGAGAGCUCUUCUUUACUCUCCGAAUCUUCACUCUCUCUACACUUCGAACCGUCCACCUGAGACCUCUUCUCGCAAUCGCCGGAAUCUUAAAUCGGCUCCGAAUCCGUUACGGGUAUGGAUCUACCCGCGAAACAGGUCCAGCGUUUUCCGGGUCUUGGUUCGGAGCUCUGAUAAGAGAGAGAGCAGUAAUUCGUAUGCGGAGUUAUACGGUGAAAAAGUGAAUAGAAACGGCGUCGUUUCUGAUUCUCCUCCUAGCUCUCUCCCAUGGUGGGAGCAGUUUCCGAAGCGAUGGGUGAUUGUGCUUCUCUGUUUCUCUGCUUUUCUUCUAUGCAAUAUGGACAGAGUGAACAUGAGCAUAGCAAUACUUCCCAUGUCGGCUGAGUAUGGUUGGAAUCCGGCAACUGUUGGUCUGAUCCAGUCUUCAUUCUUCUGGGGCUACCUUCUCACUCAGAUAGCUGGUGGGAUAUGGGCGGAUACGGUAGGCGGCAAAACUGUUUUGGGCUUCGGGGUUAUCUGGUGGUCAAUCGCCACAAUUCUCACUCCUAUCGCAGCUAAGCUCGGUCUCCCCUUCUUGCUCGUUGUUCGUGCUUUCAUGGGAAUUGGCGAGGGUGUUGCAAUGCCUGCUAUGAACAAUAUACUGUCGAAAUGGGUGCCUGUGCAAGAGAGAAGCAGAUCUCUAGCGCUUGUUUACAGCGGAAUGUACCUUGGAUCUGUUAUCGGUUUAGCCUUUUCGCCCUUCUUGAUUCAUCAAUUUGGAUGGCCCUCUGUGUUUUACUCUUUUGGGUCUCUUGGAACUGUAUGGUUGACUCUAUGGCUAACUAAGGCAGAGAGUUCACCGUUAGAAGAUCUGACCUUGCUCCCUGAAGAAAGAAAACUAAUUGCAGACAACUGUGCCAGCAAAGAGCCAGUGAAGUCGAUCCCGUGGAGGCAGAUAUUGUCGAAACCGCCUGUUUGGGCUCUCAUCACUUGCCACUUUUGUCACAAUUGGGGAACAUUCAUUCUCUUAACAUGGAUGCCAACUUACUACCAUCAAGUGUUGAAGUUCAACCUAAUGGAAUCAGGGCUUCUCUCAGUAUUUCCAUGGAUGACAAUGGCGAUUUCUGCAAAUGCUGGAGGAUGGAUCGCCGAUACACUCGUCAGCCGAGGUUACUCUAUCACGACUGUCCGCAAGAUAAUGCAAACAAUCGGGUUUCUUGGACCAGCCUUCUUCCUAACACAGCUGAAACACAUAGAUUCUCCUGCGAUGGCUGUUUUGUGCAUGGCUUGUAGCCAAGGGACUGAUGCGUUCUCGCAGUCUGGUCUUUACUCAAACCAUCAAGACAUUGCUCCGAGAUACUCUGGAGUGUUACUUGGCUUGUCUAACACAGCUGGAGUACUUGCCGGAGUUCUUGGCACAGCCGUGACUGGUCAUAUCCUACAGCAUGGUUCAUGGGAUGACGUCUUCACCACCUCGGUCGGUCUUUACCUUCUUGGGACCGUCGUCUGGAACCUAUUCUCAACCGGAGAGAAGAUUAUCGAUUAA
Molecule: messenger RNA, 1530 nt
Organism: Arabis nemorensis
Lineage: Eukaryota; Viridiplantae; Streptophyta; Magnoliopsida; Brassicales; Brassicaceae
Source: the annotation of a GenBank genome assembly